UCUUGUCUUGUCGUGUCGUCUUGUCUUGUCUUGUCUUGUGUCGUGUUGUGUUUCUUGUCUUGUCUUGUCGUGUCGUGUCUCUUGUCUUGUUGUGUCGUGUCCCUUGUCUUGUCUUGUCUUGUCUUGUCUGUAAUUAUCAGACUGGCUCCAGUGGCUGGAUCACCUGUCUGGUACCAGCUCACUGAACUAAAAUGCUCUAAAAUGAGCAACUUUUUUUUUUUUUAAACAGUUUGAUUUGUUACUUUGCUAUUUUGUGAUUAUCAUGCCAUAGCUUUAUAUUACAUAAAAAAAUUGCAUUAAAAAACAGGCCCAGACUCACAGUCCUGACCCUGCCCAAAAACAAUGGUGGAAAAUCUCGGCCCGAUAAUCUAAAAUCUAAUUUAACAAUACUAUAAUGGCCUAACUGCACAUUUUUACAGGGUCUUUUUUUUUACAGAAGUAGUAGUGUUGCAGCAUUGUGGCGGGUAGAGGUGGGCGGAUGGAUCUAAAUAUCGAUAAUAUUGAUACCAAUGCUGGUAUUGGUAUUGAGAAAUACUCGUGUAAAAGAUCAAUACUUAUGCUUUUUUUUUCUUCCACACGCACCGCUGCUACCUCAAAAAAGAUUUAUUUUCCUAAUGUUAAGGCAAACUUUGUUUUGUAACUGUUUCUAGACAUUGUUUCUAAACAAAAAUGUUGAUUUUGAUAAAGUAUUUAAUAUUAAUAUCACCCAAAAUUUUUCAAUAUCGAGUAUGAUAUUAUGCCCUGAGUAUCGUUCUAUUUUUUUUUGGCUGUUUUUAGCAAAAGAAAAAUUCACACUGUUCUCAUUUCUCAUUAUAUAUGUACUGUUUAGCGCCAUAUCACCCACCCCUAGUUGUCACUAGGGAAAUUGUAUCCUAGGUCUUUUUGAUCAUUUGGAUCUAUGAAGCUUAAAACAUUAAAAAUUAUUGGUAUCAGUAUCAAUAUCAGCAAUACUGGUCCUGCAUUUACUUGGUAUCGUAUCGAUACCAAAAUUCCCAGUAUCGCCCACCUCAAGUUUCUGAACUUCCAGUCAACACUGGAACACUGCUCCCCUGCCCCCAUUUAAAGCUUGAGCACUGAGCACUCCCUGCAGAUCACAUGUUACAUCACUUGAUAGAGGGAAAUGUGAACAGCGCUCUGCAGCAGGAGACCACAAAAGAGGCCUUGUGAGCCGUCAGCAGGAAGGGGACGCUAAUCCUGCGUUACCUAGAAGCUUCCAAAUAAGAAUUAAACCCAAGAAAAAACAAACAAGAAACAUGUGCUCGUAAAUAAUUACUGUAAUUGCUUAAACCAUCCCUCCUCAAACACCACCACCACCACCACCACCGCCAGCGUCUUCCUCCUGCCAGCAUCGCAGAGCAGAGCUCAUGCCAAACUCGGAAUUUGGGACUCUGUGAAGCAGAGCUGGAGGAGCCUCCCUGAGAGAAGCUGCUAAUCUCAUAAAAAGUCACGUGUCCUACAACUUGCUGGAGGCCUUUCGCAACACAACUCAACACAGAGGGGUUUUUCUCUCGUUCACCCAAAUCAGCCAAACCCCUUCCCUCUGCUCAGACCUGCUCACUUCUCAUCACGUCCUGAGGGCCACUCAAGCAGUGAAGCACAGCACUCGCCUCUCAGCUAUGCAGUAGAGAUUAGCGGACGCUGGACUGGACUCAUGACUGGAGCCAUGACUCUACUGAGCGAGGAAAAGCCCGCCAGGUUCCCCGAGCCCAGCACCCACAUAACCACGGCCAUGGAGCCCUACACCAUAGACUGUGUCACCAAAGGGGACCUGGCAGACUCGGUAGAGUCCGCCGUGUUCGAGGCGGUGGAGCCUCCGAGAAGAUCGAGGGGACGGCUGGUCAUGCACGGGCUGGUGAUGUUCGGCAGGGAGUUCUGCUACGCGGUGGAGGCGGCGUUCGUCACGCCGGUGCUGCUGAGCGUAGGUCUCCCGAGGAGCAUGUACAGCCUGGUGUGGCUCAUCAGCCCCGUGCUGGGCUUCAUCCUCCAGCCGGUCAUCGGCUCGGCCAGCGACUACUGCCGCUCGCCGUGGGGACGGAGGAGACCCUACAUCCUGUCUCUGGGGAUUAUGAUGCUGGUGGGCAUCACCAUGUUCCUCAACGGAGACGCAGUGGUUUCAGCGAUAGUCCGGCACCGGGGUUUGAAGAGGACCUGGUCUAUAGUGGUGGUGAUGUUUGGAGUGGUGCUGUUCGACUUUGCGGCCGACUUCAUCGACGGGCCGGUGAAAGCCUACCUGUUCGACGUCUGCUCGUACCAGGACAAGGAGAGAGGCCUUCACUACCACGCCCUGCUUACUGGUUUGGGUGGAGCGUUUGGUUACCUGAUUGGUGCGAUGGACUGGGGUCACUCCGCUCUGGGCGUUCUGCUGGGAUCCGAGUACCAGGUCAUCUAUUUCUUCUCUGCUAUAACCUGGGGCUUCUUCCUCACCGUGCAUCUCUUCAGCAUCCCUGAAACCCCUCUGAAGAAGCAGCAGCACACCUCCGAGUCCACCGCCCCCACCGCACCGCUCAUCCUGGCCUCUAACGGAACUGGGUACGGCGCCCUGCCCAAGGACCCGGUGCCCGCACCUGAGAUCCGGCCUCGCUCCUUUUCCGCCCUCAGCGAGGCCAACGCCGUCACGUCCAGCGCCAAGCAGCCCAGCAAAGAGGUACGGAAGCGGAUGACUCUGAAGUCUUUACUGUCGGCCAUGAUUAACAUGCCCACUCAUUACCGCUGUCUGUGUGUGAGUCAUCUGCUGGGCUGGACUGCUUUCCUCUGUAACAUGCUCUUCUUCACCGACUUCAUGGGGCAGAUUGUGUACAGGGGGAAUCCAUAUGCUGCUCAUAACUCCACCGCUUAUGCCACCUAUGAGAGGGGGGUGGAGGUGGGCUGCUGGGGGCUCUGCAUCAACGCCGUCUCAUCUGCUCUUUAUUCCUAUGUACAGAGACUGCUCCUACCCUACAUCGGCCUGAAGGGACUCUACUUCAUGGGCUACUUUGUGUUCGGCCUGGGCACCAGCCUCAUCGGCCUGUACCCAAACAUCAUCUCCACCCUGUCCCUCUGCAGCGUCUUCGGCGUGAUGUCCAGCACCCUCUACACCAUCCCCUUCAACCUCAUCUCAGAGUACCACAAGCAGGAGGAGGAACACAGAAAACAGGGUAAGGAAGACCCCUCGGCGCAGGGGCGUGGCACAGGUGUGGACUGCGCCGCCCUCACCUGCAUGGUGCAGCUAGCUCAGAUCAUAGUGGGAGCUGGACUGGGAGCUCUGGUGAACCUGGCCGGCAGCGUGGUGGUGGUGGUUCUGUCCGCCUCCACCAUGGCCCUGAUUGGCUGCCUCUUCAUCGCCGUCUUCAUCAGACACGUGGACUGAACUGAGGACCUCUAUUCUCUGAGAACAGGAAUGUGGGUCAAUUUCUCUGCUCAAGUUCAUGGUUGGAACCUGCAUCCAUCAUCAGCUUCAAACAGUCAGCAGAAGCAGUCUGGUGAUCUCAGCAACGUCUCACGAUACCCAUGAACCCAUAUACAGUAUUUAUACACCAGGAACAGGCUGGGCGAUACGUGCCGAGCUUGAGAAAGCGAUUGAGCGCAAUACAGAACAUUAGUUUGGACACAGCUUCUCUUUUUCAAUGCGUUUUCUUUAUUUUCAUGACUAUUUCCAUUGUAGAUUCUCACUGAAGCAUCAAAACUAUGAAUGAACACAUGUGGAGUUUUAUGUACUUAACAAAAAAUGAGCUGAACCUCCACAGUCACCGGACCUGAACCCAAUCCAGAUGGUUUGGGGUGAGCUGGAGCACAGAGUGAAGAAGGCAAAGGAGCAACAAGUGCUAAUAAACACCUCUGGGAACUCCUUCCUUCAAGACUGUUGGAAAACUUUUCAUUUCAGGUGGCCACCUCUUGAAGAAGACCUCAUUGAGAGAAUGAUGCCAAGAGUGUGCAAAGCAGUAAUCAGAGCAAAGGGGGGCUAUUUUGAAGAAACUAGAAUAUAAAACUCCACAUGUGUUCAUUCAUAGUUUUGAUGCUUCAGUGAGAAUCUACAAUGUAAAUAGUCAUGAAAAUAAUAAAGAAAACGCAUUGAAAACGAUUAAGAAGGUGUGUCCAAACUAUUGGUCUGUACUGUUUAGGGCAAAAAGAGUUCAACAAUUAACAAGAGAGAUCAUUAUGCAUGUUCAGCCCAAUCUGUUGGGCUUAAAGUAAGAGAAGAUUCCCAUGUGAAGGACAUUAUAAACUCUAAACACCACCGGUCAGAAGUUUUAAAACACCCCAUAUUGUUUAGUGGUGAAGUUUCUAUAUUUUUUAAAAAAUAUUUUUUCUUAUCAAUUUCUCUUUUAAACACUUCCUUUCCCCCAUUAGACCCCCUUUAAUUCUUAUAUAAUAUCCAAUCAUGUAAAUCUGAGCUAAAAGCUAAAGCUUCUGUUUCCAUGUGGGUCAGCCAGACGUCUUCCUGUAGCAGUUUUCUCCAGUUUCCAAGAGUCUUUUUUUUAUUUUUAAAGCUGUAUAUCCCCUAUCACUAAUUGUGCCACAACACAAGGAGGGUGAAGACUAGCACACACCUCCUCUGAUACAUGUGAAGUCAGACUCCACCCCUUUUUGAACUGCUGCUGAUGCUGUAGCAUUGCCGAGUAGCAUCACAGCGAUAACGCUCGGAGGAAAGCGCAACGACUCGGUUCUGAUACAUCAGCUCACAGAUGCAGCUUUGUGCUGAUCCACACUGUACACCCUAAUGAGUUAAGUCUACUCAAAUCAUUUUAGGUCAUUUAUUGCCUCAAAUAAAUAAAGUUUUUAAAACUAUUUUUUUUAUAAUUUAUAAUACUGUAAGAAGUUAAACAAAUGUUCUUCAAGAUAAGUCUUUAAGUUCAACAGACAAACCAAAAGUACUUGACGCGCAAAACGUGAUGAACCUAAAACUUAACUUUUUUAAGUCAAAGUAACUAUUUUUAUUGCGCAACCGGUCUGUCUUACUUUUUAAAAUUUAUUGCAAUGAUGACAUUAAGUAAAUAGUUUUUACUCAACAUUUGCUUAUUUGAAGUUUUAAUAGACAAAAAAUUCUAAAUCAAAGUGAAACUACUAAACAAAAAUCUAAAUAAAUAAUGAACACAGACAGGAUUAACAGGAUGCAGUAGAAAAAACAAGAUUACAUUAGUAACCUUUUCUCAAAAUCUUCACAUAAUUCACAUAAAGGCUGUAAAUCAUAAUAUGCAUCAUAAUAUACGACCUACAAGUUUACCGAUGGAAGCCUGAUGGGGAAUCGCUAAACUAAAAUUAAUUUUAAGUUGGUUUAACCCAAAGAUCUCAGUUUGAAUAGUACAGUAUAUGUGCCCACAAAUAUUCAUCAAACUCAAAAUAGUUGAGUAAUGUUUAGGAAUAUCCAAUUUUAGGUAAAACAGACUUAAUUCGAGUUCAAACAACUUAUGGGUUUACAGUGUACAUCAGUCUAGAAGUAAUGAGGGGAAAGGAGAGCGCCAUCUACUGUACCCACCCAGAGAGAGAGAGCAAAAUCAAUUGUGCUCUCUCAGGGCUCUGGCAGCUGAUGGCAAGCUGCAUAACUGGGAUUCGAAUCUCUGCAGAAAUCUCCUGAUCAUAGUUUUAGUGCUUUUGAAGGUGUAGGAAACAGUACUCACCGCUCUCUGGAUUUAUCUGUAAUUUAAGAAAAUGCUUUUAAUUUAAUAGUUAAUUUUAAGAGUUAACUGGGUUUCUGGUUUAUGUGUCUUUUUCUAGUUAUUAUGAUAAAAGUGAAAGACAAAAGAUUUGCAUUUUAAACCUAUUUACAAAGCUCAGUUUAUUUCCAAUAUCUACACAUCACAUCAGCUUUAAUCUGUUAAACAAUGACCUUUUUUUAUUAAAAAGCAACUCAUCCAUUUUUAGGUCAUUUUCUUUAUUUUAAAGCCCUGCCAGUUUACUUCUAGUUUCUGUAUCACUGGAUUUUGUACUAUUCCAGUGUAUUAACUGGACCUAAAGAGCUUAAAUGGCAAAUAUAAAACUGAAAAAAAGUGCGGGUGUUCUAAAACUUGUGACCGGCUGUGUUCCAAUCCAAAUCAAGCUGAAAUCGAGCUGAAAUUCAGGAAAUUUCCAGGUGGUGCUAAAACGAACGGAGGCCGACAAACGUGGAAUAAUAAAGUGAAUUAUCCUUUCAAUAUAUAUUUGCUUUAUUUCAGUAUUUGUGUUUUUUAGGGUUCUUUUUUUUCCAUUCUCAUGACGUACAAAUGUGUUUUUUUGACUUACUUGACAAACAGUGACCUGUAAUAAUGCAAAUAAUGCAACCAUUGUUCUUUAGCUUGGUUUGAGUUCAUAAUAAAGCAGAACACAGAACAUAAUGGCGACGCAUACUCCCACUUGACGACAGGUUGUAGCUUCUUCUGUUGAACAGAUGACACAAAAUGAAUCCCUUGAGCUGAUCUUGAGCAUCGUAGUCCAAAAAAAAAAAAAAUCAAUUGCUUUCUUUCUGCAGUCUCAGCCUGCCAUUAUGUUCAGUAAAAAGGUUGUCAAAAAAAAUAAGACCUUCUGCAAACAGCAGAAAACGGUGGCGUUGGAGCGAGUCCUGCUCUGAAAAUACGUUAAUAAAAAAAAAAUCAUUCAACACAAUCUCGGGUUGAGAGAACAUACAGUACUGUAAGUGCCAUCAGUGAGGAACGUUGGCUUCUACCAGGCUAUUUUCAGAGAAAACAGUCUUUCUAUAUGGCAGCAAGUCAAUGGCACAUUCAGCACUGAAGUAUCUGUCCAUUUAUUCCUCUGGGAUUGUGUAGUAAACCAACAGCAGCAUUGUUGAACUCGCAAGAUCAAUCAUUUACCAAUCAGAUGUCCACAAUAAAAUGGCCUUGCUCACACUGUG
Messenger RNA from Astyanax mexicanus (Mexican tetra), 6802 nucleotides. It is a transcript of the gene slc45a2, whose product is annotated as solute carrier family 45 member 2. Lineage: Eukaryota; Metazoa; Chordata; Actinopteri; Characiformes; Acestrorhamphidae. The record is from RefSeq and is a predicted model, not a curated record. Gene Ontology annotation, cellular component: membrane. The transcript is spliced from 7 exons. Gene Ontology annotation, molecular function: sucrose:proton symporter activity. Bases 1652 to 3346 code for a protein of 564 amino acids.